Molecule: messenger RNA, 1447 nt
Organism: Syngnathoides biaculeatus (alligator pipefish)
Lineage: Eukaryota; Metazoa; Chordata; Actinopteri; Syngnathiformes; Syngnathidae
Product: opsin-5-like
Exons: 3
Coding region: 63-650 (195 amino acids)
Biological process (GO): G protein-coupled receptor signaling pathway
Cellular component (GO): membrane
Molecular function (GO): G protein-coupled receptor activity
Source: RefSeq, a predicted model, not a curated record
UCGAGGAGUUGAGUGUCCAGUCUUCAUCCAAUCAUUCCAAAUAUCCUCAUCGGUGUGCCGACAUGUUCUACGUGGGAAAUGCUGCGUUCGCGUCCACCAUUUCCCAGGAGUACGACGUCGUCAUGGGCUCGCUCUACAUCUUAUUUUGCGUGCUGUCCCUUCUGGGCAAUUGCAUUCUGCUACUUGUUGCGUAUCACAAGCGCUCAACGCUGAAGCCAGCCGAGUUCUUCAUUGUCAAUCUCUCGGCCAGCGACCUCGGGAUGACCCUCUUUUUAUUCCCCAUGGCGAUAUCGUCAUCUUUUUCACACAGUUAUUUUGAAGCAUUAUGCUUUUGUCAGCCACCGAUAUGUAUAUGGACCCAAGUUUCGGGUGACGACGCCCCACAGGACGGCUCGCGUACCGACCGGAUCUGUUCACAUGGAGGUGACGCUCAGCCAACUCGCAGCCAGACCUCUGACGAACUUCCUCUAGUGGCGCUGCCUCGUCCACUCACGAGGCACGUGAGGCAAGGCAGACGCUCAGAAACCCAGAAUAACUUCACGAGGAUUGGACAACAAAGCGGAGACGGUUUUAUAGUCUGGACAUCGGAAGACUACCAUAACUGCAAGACUGGCAGCUUCCGUCGUAUUCUCGUUCUCUACAUCAUGUGACUCAAAUUGAACUUUCACUGCUGUUGACGACUUCAACUAUCCGUGUUAAGAUGGAGGAAUGGGAGUGAACGGGUUUGAGCUGGCCCGCCACAACAUUUUUUUGUCUACUUCCUGUUUCUUGUUGAAUCGAUGUGUACAAGACAACUUUUUGCCACAUUUUUUUCUCCCUCGAUAAAAGAACUUCUCAGUGUAUAUUGAACAAAAGUACAGCACUGUCGUUCCUUGAGAUAUGGUUGCCUUGACUUACGACAUUUUCGGGAUAUAACUUAUCAAAUGGCCAAUUUUUUUGUGCUUGAGACGCCAAUGCCACACGGCACCAGCAAAUUUCACAUGCAGUCAUCAUCAAUUCACAUUGAUUUCCUUGCAGCUGACACUCAAUAUCGUCCCGUUCCAAUUGUAAAGCAUUUAGAAAAUAUCCUUGACACUGCACUUGAAGAUACUAGAAAAUACUUGUGAUGAUACUGUGCUGUAUGUAGCUCUGUGUAUGCAUAGAAAAAUAUACGGAAGAAAAUAUUGCUCUGGGCUUGAUUGAGCAAAGGUGUGUUUAUUACUUAUGGAGAGUGUGUGUAAAUGUAGCGGAGGGGAGGAAGGGGGUCUGAAGCGAAAUGCAUCUUUGCUAGUAGGAGUGAAAUGUUGGUGUUGUGUAUAAAGGGAGGGGAGUGGGUGCGUCGGUGACCCUCGUUUUAGAGCAGUGAUUUCCAACCUUUAUAGACCCAAGGCACAUAUUUGACAAUUGAAAAAUCCCACGCCACACCAACAAAAGUAAACGUCACCAAAAAUGGAUCGAUUAAUUACUG